Aureobasidium musti is the source of this 2235-nucleotide messenger RNA. The record is from the annotation of a GenBank genome assembly. NCBI's taxonomy places the organism in Eukaryota, Fungi, Ascomycota, Dothideomycetes, Dothideales, Saccotheciaceae.
AUGCAACCAGAUAUAACACGCCUCAGCUUAGGCACCAGUGAAGUCCAGCCUGCUACCAUGUCCUCGAUAUACAACGGGGGUGCUGCAAGAUCUUCGCAAUAUACGCCGCGACAAAUGGUUGUGACGGAUAUCACCAAGGAGUUUUCGGAUGCUUCUGCAGAAUUGGGGCAGGGACAAUUGGUCAAGGAUGACUUCUUUACGCUUUUCGAGGCUGUCGGGGCGCUCGAGAACAUGCUACCUGAAGAGAUCAUCGGCAUCAUGGAUCAGUUGCUCUCCUUCGAAGUAUGUUCAGUCGAUGAAUGUGAACUGAUCAUAAAUGCUGACAUGAUAUCUAGANUGGCCUGGCACCAAGGAUACGCACUCUCCCAGACAUUAUUCACUAGUCUGCACAUGUACUCUCUACUAACACCCUACUACCGACCUCUCAACGCUAUCGUAUUCAACCCCAAGAGAACUAGCCCUGAGCAACCAGAUCCACUAAUCAGCAGUGUCCUUCGAGCAUUCUCUCUCGGCAUCAUCAAAUCUUGCGAUGCAGUGAUUCAGGAAAUCACCUCUGAGCAUUACUACGAGGAAGAGGAUUUUGUCACUCAGACUUUUACGCAGUACAUGCUUAACGAUGUCACCCACGAAGAUGUGAUUGUGGAACUCCACAACGCGUUAGAUGUUCUGAAAGCACAGGAUCUAUCUGGAGAUGUCAAAGAGGCACUUGAGCAGCGUUUGCAACUGCGGAUACACCUGCUCGAGGCUUUGGAGCCAUUGAGUCUCGUUGAAGUGGUUGACAAGACUGAGAUUUGGAAAGCAGUGCUCGUCUCUGUGCAUAAAGUCAACGAUACAGGAAAGCUGGGCAAGGCACGACCUGACUUGUUCUCUGAGCGCGUGCAGAGACAUUUGGCUAGCAACACACCUCCAACACCCAUGAUCAAGACGAGUUGGGAAGAGGCGUAUCCUCGCUUCAAACGGAUGGCCGAAGACAACAUCGAAGCUCAUCGUUUCGCAAGCAUCGAGGACCCGAGCCCUUUGAACGUGACUCCCUCGACCUAUUCACGAGCAAUCCUCCAAGGCCUACUCUUCAAAGGCCAGAAACUGCUCACCAAAACUCCCCACCUGUCUCUUCUCCUCGAAGACAUCCGCAGUCUCUCCAUGUCAGGCGACCCACUCCUCAACCCCUCAAACUGGGAAGUCGAGUUGCCUACGGAUGCACGCUACCUGUCUUCUCGCAUCAUCGACGAAUUCAUGGCAAAAGCUUUGGACGAAUACAUCAACAUCCCACGCAUGAUACUCCAAAACCGGUGUCGCAUGAGACGCACCUUUNGUCAGAGCGUGGGUGUAUUGGAUGGUCUGCAAGCAGAAGCCGAACACGCAGAUGCAGAAUUGCAUGCUUUAUUCCCUGUCCCUGCUUCCAGCAUCGAAAGGUUUUAUCCCCUAGCUGCUUGGACUUAUUUCCACAAACUGAGGAUAAUGGAGUGGAGUUGCCAGUUGGGGUUGNAACUUGAUGUGUAUCAAGAUGCGGAGGUUGCUUAUUUGUACCGCUUUUUGAGCUUUGUGGCUGCGACGAGGGCGGAGCAUUUGCAACACAUCGACUUGUUCUUGCAUCUCCGACAGAGAAAGUUCAAGAAACAGGGACAUAUGGUUAUGGCAGACCAAGUCUCUGCCUCUCAAGCGUCUAUCGCGUUUCACAUCGCCCACGCAACGCUAACCGCCGAACUCGCUUCUGGAUUGUCUUCAGUGUAUGCGGUUCUACACAGCUUACACCUGCUAAACCACCUCAACGAAACCCAAGUCUACUCCACCGAAACCCGCAGACACGAAUUACGCAUGAAACCUNUUUUGCCAAUCGGAACACCCACCCUGCCUUCUGCAGACGAAAUGUCCGCCGCCACACACCUAACUCCUGCCUCCUCCUUCGCUGCCGUGUUUGCAACCAUAUCUUCCCGUCUCGCUUCUGCCAAAACAGCUUUGUCGGCUUGGAAAGCUGUUCCUGCUGAUAUUGGCGGUUACAAAGGUUGCGAAAAGGCUUUUAAGGCAGAGGUCCAAGGGGUGUUGGGUAGUAUCGUUGCUACAGGGAUCACAGUGGCAACACUCAAAAAAAGUGNNGUGGAGGAGUGUGGGAUCAAGACGGUAGCUGAUGUACAAGGAGGCAAAGAAGAGGAAGUGAAGAAGGAACUAAAAGUGGAGGUCGUGGGUGAGAAGAGGUUUUCGAGCUUUUGGGCUGUUCCAAAGGUGGUUGGUGUUUAA